Molecule: messenger RNA, 4401 nt
Organism: Monodelphis domestica (gray short-tailed opossum)
Lineage: Eukaryota; Metazoa; Chordata; Mammalia; Didelphimorphia; Didelphidae
Gene: MOSPD2
Product: motile sperm domain containing 2
Cellular component (GO): endomembrane system; endoplasmic reticulum-endosome membrane contact site
Source: RefSeq, a predicted model, not a curated record
GCUCGGGGUUGGGUCUUGGCUUCUGGGGGAGGGAUGCAGGAGGGCCGAGAUUGAAGGAAACUCCUUCUGGUGCCUCCCCCAGGCCGAAGGCUGCAGCCUUGGGUUGGAUGGCUUCUCUCCCCCCUCCCCGUCUCUCCUCCCUGUGGUGUCACGAGACCCGCCCGCCCCACUCCUCCCCUCCCUCCCCUCUGUUGCCUUCCUCCGCCUAUUUCGCCUCCGCGGACCCUGGGCUGGUGAUGUGAGAACGGGCGUCGGCGGUAGCGGCAACGGCGGCGGUGGCGGCGGCAGCGACAGCGACAGUGACAGUGACAGUAGUAGGGACCAUGGCCCAGGUUCCUUCUCAGGAGAAAUCUAAGCUUAUCAGCGAGACCCGGAGGAGGUUUGAAACCGAAUAUUUGGCAGAUAAAUCAGAUAAAUAUGAUUCCCGAGAUGUGGAAAGAUUUCAGCAGGAUGAUACUUGGGUUGAAAGUUAUUUGUGUUGGCGACAUGAUGUGGUAGAUGAAACACUGAAGAUGAUUGAUGAAAGUUUUCAAUGGAGGAAAGAAUUUACUGUCAGUGACCUAAGUGAAUCCAAUCUUCCUAAAUGGCUAUUUGAGGUUGGUGCUAUGUAUCUACAUGGCUAUGACAAAGAGGGCAACAAAUUAUUCUGGUUCAGAGUGAAGUGUCAUACAAAAGACAAUAAAACCAUUUUGGACAAAAAGAGGCUUGUAGCCUUCUGGUUAGAACAUUAUGCCAAAAGAGAGAAUGGAAAACCUUUAACAGUCGUGUUUGAUAUGUCAGAAACUGGACUGAGUAAUAUAGACAUGGAAAUUGUUCGGUACAUCAUCAACUGCUUUAAGGUUUAUUAUCCUAAAUACCUCACAAAAAUUGUGGUCUUUGAUAUGCCAUGGAUAAUGAAUGCUGCUUUUAAAAUUGUGAAAGGCUGGCUUGGUCCAGAAGCAGUGAACAUGUUGAAGUUUACUGGUAAAAAUGAAGUACAGGAGUACAUCAGCAUAGAAUACUUGCCCCCACACAUGGGUGGAACUGAUCCUUUCAAGUAUAGUUAUCCACCACUAGUAGAUGACGAUUUUCAAACCCCUCUGUGUGAAAAUGGACCUAUUACCAGUGAGGAUGAAACUGAAAGUAAAGAAGAUCUAGAAACAGAUAAUAAAGAAACUGGGGAAACAAAUUCCAAUGAAGAACAAGUUACUAUUCCCAGAAAGAUUAACUCAUUAGAGCAAAUUUCCAAAACAGAAGAGUCUGAUAAAGUGGAUUCAAAGAUAAAAACUUUAAAGAAAUCAUUAAGCAUGUUCAAAGGAACCCUAUUGCACAUCAGCCCUGCUGAAGAACUUUAUUUUGGAUCCAAAGAAAUUGGAGAGAAAAAAUGCUUAAUAAUGCUCACAAAUGUAACAAAAAACACAGUUGCAUUUAAGGUGAGAACAACAGCUCCUGACAAAUAUAGAGUUAAACCAAGUAAUAGUUGCUGUGAACCUGGUUCCUCAUUAGAUAUAGUGGUGUCUCUUCAUGGGGAUUUCACAGUUUCUCCUCAAGAUCGUUUUCUAAUAAUGGCUGCAGAAAUGGAACUGCCUGUUGGUACAGGGGCAACAGAACUGACACAAUUCUGGAAGGAUAUACCAAGAAACAAGAUAAUGGAGCAUAGGUUAAGAUGCCACGUUGAUAGCAGUAAACCAUCUUCUCUUACAUUAAAAGAAAAUUCUUUUAACAUUCCAUCCAAAAGCAGUGAGGAUUUACAUUUACAACUCACCCGUUUACUAGACAUCAAUAGGAAACUUCAAGAUGAAGUUGAUCGUUGUCUCUGGUUUCAACAGCUGCUGUUUUAUUUAACUGUGCUCUUACUUGCUUUUGCCACUUCUUGCUUCUAUUUGCUCUAUAGUCAAGGAAGUCCUACUCUGUAAGGAACAUAGCUGGCUCCACUUAUUUGUUUGAAGAGGAAUCAGACCUAAAAUUUAUCCAAUUAGAAAAAAAAGGGAUGUGCAUAGAUGUUCUCUGGAGACCAAAGUACAGCACUCUAUUUAAGAAGUCAGUGACAAAGAGGAGCCAAACUGUCUUGGAAGGAGAAGAAUAUUAGAAUGAGGAUCUGCUUUAAGAACACAGAAGUUGAUUAUAGCUCACUAGUUAUCUUAUAAAUGAAAAUAAAACCAUGGGAUGUUAUUCUGAAUAUAAAUUAUUUUUUUCUUUUGGUUGGAGUACUUUAAAAUAUGACUUAUUUUCAGUUUUAUCCAUGUUCUUAUAAGCUGAACUGAAAAUGCAAGUGGAUGCGUUGUGGCAGCCAAAAGAUAUAAUCUACCUUUUUUUAUGGAACUGAAAUACUGUAGUUGAGCCAAACACGUUAGCUUUUCUAUACUGUGUAUAUAAGGGAAGUGUAUAUUGAGUAAGAAAACAUGCUUAUACAGAGUAAUUUAUGUAAUCAUGAUUUUGUAAUUUUGAGAACUAUUAGCAGGUUAUAGUCAAUGUUCUUUCAGAAUGUAAAACUAUUUAAUGCCAAACCACCUUCAGCCUUUGUUUCCUAUCAGUAUUCCUUGACUACCUGCUUUCUAUCAGUUGAGGGCUUUGUAACUAAUACUCUGAUUAGGUAUAAUCAGUUUAAAACUAACAACUUUGUUUUUGUGACUUUUCCUUUAAAAUUUUUCAUAAUGUCAUAUUUUCCCAGAAACUAUUUUUUUUAAGCAACUCUUGUUCACUUUUUUAAAGGAAUUGCUAUGAUACAUAUAGACAAAACCUGUUUAUGGGGGGAAAUCUGUUCAACCCAUAAUCAGCCAUCUUUUUUGUCUCUUACAAAGGUCUGACUAUCCAUUUGUAGUCCUGAAAUUACACUACCACCAAAACUUCCCAUAUCCCCAAAAUAGAAGAGGCACUUGAUUAACCCUGUGGAAGUCAUUCUUUCAGAAAGGUUUUUCGAAAGCUUUAAUAGUUUGAGAAAUGUAACAAUAUCAUUAAUUCAUAUACAUUCCUGUCUGAAAUCAGUAAAUAUUAAAGAGAACUCAGGAAAUAUGGGGUAUUUCUAAAGGCACCAUAAUAUAACAUUCAACUCUGUUUAAAAGAGGAGAGAGAGCCUGGACACAGGACCAUGAGAUUUUGGGUUCACAUUUAUUUUACUUCUUUGGUGUUCUGCAUUGGUACGUUAAUGAUCAGAUAAUUAAAUUAAGAGGUUUGAUUUGAAAUUUACUUAAAUGGGAAGUGUUUCACCUCACGGUCACAAAUUCAUAUGAAAACAAAUCUACUUGUCACAUAUAUCUUGGGGUUUGAUUAUGGGGUAAUUUUUUUUUCUCUGCUAUAAGGUAUGACUAUCUGUCUUCAGGGCUUGGCUCUAUAGAAAUUGAUCUAUGAAUAUUGGUAGACUAGAUAUUCCUCAAAUGGACGUAGGCAUUAAACCUUAAAAGGACACUGCUGUGGUAUUUUCUUUUUCUUAAUUUAGUUUUUCUAUUUCAGUUUAUGAACUCCAGAAGUGAAAAUGACUGCUCUCCACCCUACUAAGUACUUUUGAUUUGUAUCAGUGUUUGUGCACAGUGGAUUUUUUUGUGUAUGCUGCAUUAUUGAUUUUAAAUAUUCAAGUCCCUGUGUGUGUAUUUUGUUCUUGCGAGAUUAAGAAAUUGCUCAUAUUUGAAAAUGAUUUGUCCUAACAGUGUCCCUUUAAUGUUCAAGAGGCAGUAAUGUUGACUGUUCUUGCUUGAAGUUUGAUCAGUCUUUCAUUAUUGGUUUCAGUAGUGUAAAAGUGUUAAUGUUGAUGUGCUGAUUAAUUGUAAGUAAAGCAGAAUUAAUGAAAAUGUUCUAUAAAAAUCAAAAGCUUCAAUACACUCACCUUUCAUACUUAAUCUUACAGAUUUAUGCGUGUUUGAUUUCAUCUGAUCUCAAGUGUCUUAUGUGUGCUGGCAUUGUUUUGGGGUUCUAUAUGACUUGUUUUCUAAGUGCUUUUAUAUUCAAAAUUGUCAUCAAUUGUUCAUGAACAGAUUAUUGAGGUCCAACACUUAAAUGUUUAAUCAAGUUCUCAUUUUGGAAGCUAAAAAGCAUUUAUCAUGGAGUUGAUUAGCAAGUAGCCUAGAAUUGUGGUAACUGAUGAACCUAGCCUCAAUUUCAUAACACAAUAACUUUUCAAAAAUUUGCCACUAAUUUUGACUGGAUUUAAUAGCACUUUAUUGUACAAUUGCAAGAAAUAUAUUCUUAGAAUUGUUGCCAGUGUAAUUAUUCUAAUGUUCUGGUGCUUUCAUAUAUUUUCAGUAUUUUUAUUACUAUAUUGGUAUUUUCUUUGUAUAAUUGAUCAGAAGAACAUGUUUUCUAUUUUAAUAUGUUUUAGAGGAAUAACUACAUUUAUGAAUAAAUAUCAUCAAGAAAAACUUGCACUCUUUACUGUCAAAAGAUUUUUUGAAAGUUGAAUGAUUAAAUUCAAGUAUGAUUCUGACUUAA